This is a messenger RNA of Neltuma alba, 3797 nucleotides long. RefSeq names its product MMS19 nucleotide excision repair protein homolog. NCBI's taxonomy places the organism in Eukaryota, Viridiplantae, Streptophyta, Magnoliopsida, Fabales, Fabaceae. The record is from RefSeq and is a predicted model, not a curated record. Gene Ontology annotation, cellular component: cytosolic [4Fe-4S] assembly targeting complex. The transcript is spliced from 20 exons. The coding region runs from base 131 to 3553 and encodes 1140 amino acids.
UCCCGCCGCUCCCAACAAGUACAAAAAGUUUUUCUUCGCUUCACCAUCUCUGUAAAAUCCCUUUAAACCGUCACAAAAUCGUUCUCUUCCUGUAAAUUCUGAAACCCUAACUUAUCUGUGUUCGUUGUCAAUGGCGAAACUUGAUCAGCUGACUCGGUACAUUGAGUCCUACGUCGACUCGUCUGCUACUUCCUCUCAGCAGUUUGCGAGUGUGGACGCAAUUGGGAAUCUUGUAAAGAAUAAUGCUUUAACUCUGGAAGCACUGGUUAGAGAGUUGGAGAUGUAUUUGACCACAACAGAUGACAUCAUUCGUGCAAGAGGAAUCCAUCUUCUAGCAGAGGUGCUUACGCGCAUUGAAUCAAAACCUCUUGACAAAGCAACUGUUCAUACCUUGAUAGCUUUCUUCAAGGAUAGAUUGGCAGAUUGGAGAGCGCUGCAAGGUGCCCUUGUCGGUUGUUUGGCUAUGAUAAGGAGAAAAAGCAAUGUGGGUAUGGUAACUGAUAGUGAUGCCAAAGCUGCUGCUCAAUCUUUUCUAGAGAAUAUCCAAGUUCAAUCUUUAAGACAGCAUGACAGAAAGCUUUGCUUUGAACUUCUUAAUGGCCUGCUGGAGCUAUACUCCGAUGCAGUUUCUUCAUUGGGAGAAGAUCUUAUUAAUGGAAUUUGUGAAGCUGUGGAUGCUGAAAAGGAUCCAGAAUGUUUGAUGCUUGCUUUUCAUUGUGUUGAGAGUUUGACACGAUUAUAUCCUGAUCCUUCUGGUGUACUUUCGAAUUAUGCGAAGGAUAUUUUUGACAUUUUGGAAUCUUACUUUCCCAUUCACUUUACUCAUCCCAGGGGUGGACAUAUUGGUGUCCAAAGAGAUGAACUGUCAAGGGCUCUGAUGUCUGCAUUCUCUUCCUCGCCCAUUUUUGAACCAUUUGUCAUUCCUUUGCUUCUCGAGAAACUUUCUUCCUCCCUACUUUCAGCAAAGGUUGAUUCCUUAAAGUAUCUGAAGGCUUGCUCCUGCAAGUAUGGAGCAGAGAGAAUGGCAAAUCAUGCCAGGGCUAUCUGGUCUUCAUUAAAAGAUGCAAUAUCUACUUAUUUGGAAGAGCCAGUUCUUUCUUUUACUUCAGAACCUCUAGUUGGGGUUAACUUUCAGAAGAAUGAAAUUGUGACGGAGGCUCUAUCCCUUCUUCAGUUGCUUAUCAAGCAAAAUAGUGGUUUGUUAGUGAGCUUGAUUGUUGACGAUGAAGAUGUGAACAUGGUUUUCAACUCCAUUUCAUGUCAUGAGAGAUACAAUGAUAUUCCUGUUCAAGGAAAGCAAAAAAUACAUGUUGUUGGUUGUAUUCUCUAUGUUACUGCCAAGACUUCCUUUUCCUCAUGCAAUCUUGUGUUUCAGAGUCUUUUCUCUCGAAUGAUGGAUGCUCUGGGAUUUCCCAUAAGAGAAAUCAAUAGUUUGCCAAAUGAUAAUAUGUUGCCCCUUACAGGAGUUAAGUUUGGAUUCCUUUAUCUCUGCAUUGAGCUACUUUCAGGUUGCAGGGAUUUGAUUGCGGUGUCUGAGGAACCAGGGCUGAAUUGUGAUUUUGAGCAUGAGGCAUUCUGCACCAUGCUUAAUAAUUUUUCAAGUUCAUUAUUCAAUGCCUUUGCUUCUGCCUUGUCAUUUGGUGCUGAUAAUCACCUUCUUGAUCCAGAUAUUUAUAUUGGAGUCAAGGGUUUGGAGAUAUUGGCUAUGUUUCCAGGAGAUACUUUUCCAAUUACGAAACUUCUAUUUGAAAAUAUUUUGAGGAAAUUUAUAUCAGUUAUCACAGAGGAUUUCAAUAAAACAGUGUUAUGGGAGGCGGCAUUGAAAGCAUUGGUUUGUAUUGGAUCAUUUGUUCAUAAGUUUCAUGAGUCUGAAAAGGCGAAGAGCUAUAGCAGAUUUGUUGUAGAAAAAAUUGUCAAACUGCUGUCUCUUGAUGAUACUAUGCCUUUUCCACUCAAACUGGAAGCAUUAUCUGGCAUAGGCAUGACUGGAGUGAUGUAUAUGCUGAAAGUUCUUCAAGAGUUUGAAGGGGCUGUAUUUGCUAAUCUGUCUAUGAUUUUUGUCCAUGGGAAUUUAAGGUCUACCGAAACUGUUAUUCAGCUUCUAGAGUGCUUCUCAGACAAGUUGCUCCCAUGGAUCCAUGAAAAUGGAUGUUCUGAGGCACCUGUGGUGCAUUUUGCUGUGGAAGUUUGGAAUCAAAUAGGAAUUUGCAUGGGCUCUACCGUCCCAUUUGAGGAAAAGGGACUUCUGGAUGCAAUUAUGAAAGUGAUGAAGCUUGCUGUUGCCUAUUGCUCUGUGGAAAGCCAGAAUAUUAUUAUUAAAAAAGCAUAUGACAUACUUUCAUCGCACACUAGUUUUCAGUUCAAGGAACUGGAUAGAUCACCUCUAACUCCUGGACAACAUGAUGUUUCUGAUCGAGAGAAACGGGUGGUCUCAAUAUUUGCAUCAGCAGUUAUCGCAGUUUGCCCCCAAACAUGCAUUCCAAAUGAAAGAAUAAUGCUGCAUCUAUUUAUCAUAACCCUCCUCAGGGGUGUUGUUCCAGCAGCUCAGGCCUUGGGUUCUAUGAUUAACAAAAUGGUUUCAAAAUCUGAAGGUACUGAGACUUCCAGUUAUCUUACCUUGGAAGAAGCUCUUGAUAUUAUAUUUGACACGAAAAUAACUGGUCAGAAAUGUAGUCAAAUGAAUCAAGGACAUGAUGUGGUUCUGACUGAUUUAUGUCUUGGAGUUGGAACUGAUAGAUUGCUUCAACUCAAUGCCAUUUGUGGACUCUCAUGGCUUGGAAAAGGUUUGCUUCUACGUGGUCAUGAAAAGAUUAAAGAUGUCACUAUGAUUUUUUUGAAGUGUUUAUCAUUGGGCCCAAAGAGUGCCUUGCCUUUGAUCCAAGAUUUGCAAGAAGAAACUCCCGUGAAGAAUUUGGAUCCUUUAGUAAUGAAAUGUGCUGCUGAUGCAUUUCAUAUUCUUAUGAGUGAUUCUGAAGAUUGUUUAAACAGAAAGUUCCAUGUCAGAAUACGACCACUCUAUAAGCAGCGGUUUUUCUCUUCCAUGAUGCCUGUAUUUCUGCAGUUGAUCCCCAAAUCUCAUUCUUCAAUCUCCAGGUCUAUGUUAUAUCGAGCUUUUGCUCAUAUCAUAUCUGAUACUCCACUAAUUGUAGUAUUGAAUGAAGCCAAAAAGCUGAUACCAGUUCUCCUGGAUUGCUUGUCCAUGAUGACAGAGGAUCAUCAAGAUAAACAUUUGUUGUAUGGUCUGCUGCUUGUUUUAUCGGGGAUCUUAACUGAGAAGAAUGGGCAUGAAGCUGUUGCUGAGCAUAUACAUAUUAUCGUCAAUGGCCUGAUCAGGCUUGCAGAGUACCCUCAUAAAUCGCUUGUCAGAGAGACGGCCAUUCAAUGUCUCAUGGCCAUGUCCGAGAUGCCCCAUGCCCGUAUCUAUCCUAUGAGAAGACAGGUACUAAAAGCAAUAUCAAGGGCUCUUGAUGAUAAAAAGAGAGUUGUUCGUCUUGAAGCUGUCAAAUGCCGACAAGCAUGGGCGUCGAUUGCAGCCAGGAGUCUUCAUUUUUAAACUUUUCAGGCGACUGAAACCGUUUUGACCGUUGGUUUCUACCCAGGCGCAUCUUGUUCAUAGUAAAAGCUGACAUCCCAUUGGCAAAGUUUGCUUCUUUCCACUGAAUGAUUUUUCUAUUUUCUUUCAUACAAUUUAUUUUUCACUUGUUAAAAGAUAUUAGUUCUUACACUCGAGCGGAUAUGUCCUUAUCCCUUGUAUCAUUCUUUCUGAUAUAUUGCGUCGAUUUUUUUUUCCCGGAAUA